AAAGUGGUGCUUCGGCGUGAUGUCGUUUCAAAUCGGCACAACUUCUGCUUUGGUGCAUUUCGCCAUAGGAACCUGGAUACAUAAUUAUAUUUGAAGCCCGUUUUCGUGGCAAACAAAGAUUUGGAUUCUGAGUCUGUUGCUAGCCAAAACAGCAGUAGUAGAAAUUUUAAAAAAAUGUUUUUUCAAUUUUUUUUUUGCACAAAAUAAGAUAAGCAAGGAAGCUGGUGUAAACGCGUUGUGUGCAAAACUACUCGUGAAACUCUCCAUUGCAACACCCACGGUAACUUCCAUCCGUCCAUUUUCUUCACCGCUUAUCCUCACGACGGUCGCACUGGAGCUGGAGUCCACCUAUCCAUUCUUUCAUUCAUCUGUCCAUCCAUCAUUUGAAGAAAGCCUCAUCUAUCUUUCAUUUAUCCGUCACUCCCAACCACCCCUCCAUCUAUCUUCUAUCCCUCCAUCCUUCCAUACAUCCAGUUUCUAUACCACUCAUCAUCCUUCUCAACAUUUUACCUCUUUUCCAUCAUCCAUUCAUCACCUCUAGCUAGCUUAGCAAGCUAACCGCUAACAACAUCCAUCCAUCAAUUUUCUUAGCUGCUUAUCCUCACAAGGGUCGCAGAAAGUGCUGGCGUCUAUCCCAGCUGUCAACAGGGCAGGAGGCGGGAUACACCGUGAACUGGUCGCCAGCCAAUCGCGGGGCACAUAGAGACAAACAACCAAUCACACUCACAAUCACACCAAGGGGCAAUUUAGACUCUCCAAUUAAUGUUGCAUGUUUUUGGAAUGUGGGAGUAAAACCGGAGUGACCGGAGGAAACCCACGCAGGAGAACAUGCAAAGUCCACACAGGCGGGGCCGGGAUCGAACCCGGGUCCUCGGAACUGUUGAGGCCAACGCUUUACCAGCUGAGCCACCACGCAGGCACUGCGGCAGGUCUAGGAUGACCGGCAAGAGCCAGACCAGCAACGUGACCAACAAGAAUGACCCGCGCUCGCUCAACUCCCGCGUCUUCAUCGGCAACCUCAACACGGCGGUGGUGAGCAAGGGCGACAUCGAGGCCAUCUUCGCCAAGUACGGCAAGAUCGUGGGCUGCUCCGUGCACAAGGGCUACGCCUUCGUCCAGUAUGCCAGCGAGAGGAACGCCCGGGCGGCCGUGGCGGGCGAGAACAGCAGGGUCAUCGCGGGGCAGUCGUUAGACAUCAACAUGGCGGGGGAGCCCAAACCCUACCGGCCAAAGAUAGCCACCAAGAGGCCGCUGUCCUCACUCUUCAGUGGCUACGAUUUAGACUACGACUACUACAGAGAUGAUUUCUACAGCAGACUGUUUGAGUACCACGGCCGCGUGGUGCCGCCCGCCCGGGCCGUCAUCCCGGUCAAACGCUCUCGGCUCGUCGUGCCGUCGGCCCCCCGCAGGGCCAAGUCGUCUUUCUCCGUCCGGGCCUGUUCUUCCCCUUCCUCUUCCUCCUCCUCCUCCUCUUCCUCCAGGCUGGUCAACGUCCCGUCUUCUGUCACGGGACCCAAACUGAAGACGGAGCAGCUGGUGAGCAUCAAAAAGGAACUGUCGCAGAUCAAGACCAAGAUCGACUCCCUGCUGGGGAGGCUGGACAAAUUUGAGAGGCAGCAUGAGAUGCAGAGGAAAAACGAGGAGGCGUGUGAGUGUCACCACGGCGACCAGGCCAAUCACUCCGGCGGAGAGGACCUGGGGGCGGCGGCCGAGGCCGAGGCGGGGGAGAUGACGGAUGGCGCCGACGAUUAUUUUGAGGACGAGGGCGCCGCUGACAUGAUAGAGAAUCACAUAUCAGAUAUCGACAACUGAAGAAGUCACACGAGGGGAAGCCUGCGGCGCGGCACAGAUUGCCGAAGCGUUGCAACCAGCGCAGCCUCCGUGAUCCAGAAGGACUGUUUCAAAUGAAAGAUGAGCGACGGAAGGAGCCACUCGUUUGUUGCGUGUUUGCCUUGUCAGAGUUUAAAAAACAAAAAAGAAAAGAAAACAUUGACACUCCUGAUGUGUUUGUCAUCCAAACUCCUGGUUUUGAACGGCGAGGUCAAGCGGAAAGAGCGAUCGACAGCCGCUGACGCGUGUGUGUGUGUGUGUGUGCGUGCGUGCGUGCGUGCUUCAGCCACCGUGGUCCGUAUUGUCUUUAACUGUCGUACGGCAAAUGUACGUUGAAAAUUUGGAACGUAAGAUGAACACUUUUGUGUGCUUUUGCUUUACUUGUGCAGUCACGUCAUCGUUCUCUCUCUCUUUGUAACGCACUAGCCAUCAUACGCCGUCCCCUCGUUGCAUUCUGUCAAAAGAAAAGAUGAAUAUUUUUUACAAUCAGCAUGUAGUUUAAAAAAAAAAACAUGUGAGCGUCAUGGAUCAUUUGUAUUCACUGCUUUGGUUGUACAGCUAUGGAUAAGAGAGGAGUUUUUUGA
Molecule: messenger RNA, 2414 nt
Organism: Syngnathoides biaculeatus (alligator pipefish)
Lineage: Eukaryota; Metazoa; Chordata; Actinopteri; Syngnathiformes; Syngnathidae
Gene: ralyla
Product: RALY RNA binding protein like
Exons: 9
Coding region: 829-1812 (327 amino acids)
Cellular component (GO): nucleus
Molecular function (GO): RNA binding
Source: RefSeq, a predicted model, not a curated record